AUGCAUCUGCAUACGCAAGUCGUCUUGAUAUUAACCCAGCUGUUCCUCAUUGUACGCGUGACGGAUCAGACAAAAUGUGCCCUAACGUCCUCGUACGGUACCGUCUCGGUGAGCUAUUUCGCGACGCUACCGUCCGCGCUGGAAACGGACGCGGAAGACAUAGACGUCGAUGCCGACGUUGGUCGCCACCGGAUCGAUCUGACACCGCUGGUACCGACGGCGGACACGCCGCCUCAAUCCGACUACCCAACCUACAAUGAUGACACCGAAGAUGUAAAUAGCUUUCUGAAGGUGCUGAGCUGCUCCGAUACGAGCUUGCGGGCGGUGAACGAGGAGUAUCUCCGGCCGGUCGACUCGUACAAGGGCAUCCUGCUGGAACGGGUCCCGGUCCAGAACGGGGCCGCGGACCAUUUGGCGCUGAAGAACGAAAACUAUCUGGAGAUAGUGCGCUGGCGCAACAGCAACGUGACCGAGCAGCAGGUGGCCUUGACAUUUGCCCGGGACGAGCGGAAGUUCAGCAACCUGCUGAUACUAGACCUAAGCGCAAACUUACUUAGCACGAUAAGGAGAGACCAUUUUAGCAGACUGGAGCGGCUGAAGCUGCUGCAGCUAUCCGCGAAUCAAUUACACAAUCUUCCGAGUGAUAUUUUCAAUGAUCUGUCCAGCCUGGUCGAGCUGGACCUGCACGGCAAUCGGCUGGGUGAGCUGCCGCUGCACCUGUUCCGGCCGCUCGGCAAGCUGCGGGUGCUGAAUCUCGCGAACAACACGAUCCAUGAUCUUCCGCGGAACAGUUUCGCCGGGCUGGGCAACCUGACCGAGCUGCAUCUCGCGCACAACCGGCUGUACGUGGUACCGUUCCAGGUGUUCAAAGAGCUGCGUUCGCUCGAAGUGCUCGACCUGUCGAGCAACAUGCUCGUCUCGUUUCUGGACAACUUUUUCCUGCUCAACAAGCAGCUGCGUGUGCUGCGGCUGAACGGUAACAUUAUCGAAAAGAUCUCCAAGAACGCGCUGUACGGGUUGCGGCGGCUGCAGUCGCUCGAUCUAGCCGGCAACAAGCUGGUGUUUAUCGAUCGGAACGCGUUCGAUACGCUGGACGAGCUGCGCUACCUAAAUGUUAAUCAAAACCAAAUCUACAUCCUGCCGUCGACCGUGUUCUCGGCGCUCCGGUCACUCCGCUCGCUGGAUCUGAGCAACAACCUGAUGCGUUCGCUGCCGAACUCGAUCUUCGCAAACCAGCGCGGCCUGGUCCGGUUGCACCUGGACGCGACCAACCUGGAGUCGCUCAGCAACUGGGUGUCGCGCAACAAUCACACGGUGAACAAGGACAUUCUGCGGAACCUCCGCUAUUUAUCCAUACGUAACAACACCCGACUGAAGGAGAUCGAACCGUGCGUGUUCCGCAACGUGCCGCACCUGGAAACGCUGCUCCUGUCGAACAAUAGACUGACAAGCCUGCCGAAGGAAAUUGGCGAGCUGCGAAGGCUGCGCUACCUGGACGUCGGCAGCAACGACAUCAUGUACAUCCCGGAGCAAAUACGCACACUGCACGAGCUGCAGUACGCAAACUUCCUCGACAACGAUUACGGUUGUGAUUGCCACAUGUACUGGAUACUGAGCUGGAUCGAUGAGCUGCAGGCGGAGAACAACACGCAGAAAAUCUACGACCUGUUGCGCCUGUCCGAGCUGAAGUGCCGCAACGGGUAUCCGGGUGAUAUUGUGCGCGUUCUGCAGCACAUCAGCUGCUUCAAGCCGGAGCUGCUGCAAGCGUCCGAAAGCAGAAUGCACCUGCUAAAGUCGGACGCCGUGCUGGAGUGUGUGUUUACCGGUAAUCCACCGCCGGACAUAAUCUGGAUAACGCCCAAGAACGAGAUAUUGCGCCACAGCCAGGAGCAGGAUCAAAAAUCGCUGCUGUUUGAGUCGGACGACGAUGCCGGCCAUGGUGGUGGCAAUCGGAAGUACCAGCAAGCGGUCGAAUUUCAGAUGCUUCCGAUGGACAACGUGACGGGCGAUGGGCUGCACGAAGGGAUCACGCUGCUGGAGAAUGGCUUCCUGCGGAUUCACAACAUUUCCAGGCGCGAUAGUGGGCUGUACACGUGCUAUGCUAUUAAUAUCAUGGGCAAUGCCACGGCCGAUAUCCGCCUCUACAUCGAUCCAAUCGUGUUCUAUCGUGUCAAGAUAGGUAGCAUCAUUACCGGUGCAAUCUCGGCGGCCGCCUUCCUUGCGCUGACGCUGAUCUUCCAAGGCAUUCGGCGCAUUUUCAUACGCUUCCGCAUCAUCGAUCUUAUCUGUCAGAAUUGCUGCAGUUACUGUUACAAAAACGACAAAACAUCCUCGAAGGCGCGCCAGAUCUACGCCAUGCUCGAUAACAUCGAACACUACAAGAGCCAGCAGCUGGAGCGCUUACGCGAUAACUACACGCAACAGGUUCAUCGCAUUAAGGACAACUGUGCGCAGCAGGUUGACUGGAUACAGGGCAGCUACUCAACGCAAGCGAAACAUCUGCGAGAAAUUCGCGACAUUGGAACACACCAUCUGACUACAUUGCGCGAUCAGUACUACGAUCAGGUACGCCGUGUACGUGACUAUUCCACCGGUCAGCUGACCUGGGUACGGGAAAACUACGUGUUCCAGCGUAACAAGAUCCGAAAGUUCAGCGCCCACCAGGCGCUUCGAUUGCGCGAAGGUUACAAGUACCAGCAGCAAACGCUCAACAAGGUGCUGGAAAAUUUGCCCAGCUUCUACUUCGAGAACUGCCGGGGUCGCAACGAAGAGGAUGAAGAUUUCGAUGGAUUCGAGGUGUAUCUGAAGGCAAAGAUCGAGAAGCUGUCGCAGAUGGAAGGCAACGAAAAUCCACCAACGAAGGUGUUAAGUUCCGAUUACGCGCUGAAGUAUCUGGAAAACUUCUCUACCAAGAGCGUCGACGAGAGCAAAGCGUCGGUGUACUUCACGCCGAACGAUGAUGAUCAUGCCAGCCCAGAACCGCAGAUUUCUCCCAUCCACAUCAAUUACUUGAACGGGCGGGCCGCACUGGAGGAUGGUGACGAUGACGAGGAGGGCAUGACGGCCAGCAAGCUGCACUUCGGUGCGGCAUUGAUGGCCGCCGGAGAUACACCGAAAUCGUUCAAAUCCAUCAUCGGUGGUAGUGGCUCGAUCGGUGGAGCCGACAUUCCGUUGAAAUCGAUCAUCAAACCAACCACAAGGUUUAUGUACGAUAAGCAUCUCGGUAAAUAUCGCCUCUGCCAUCAGCAACCGAACCGUUUGAGUGGUGGUUAUGCGAACGAUGACGAUCUGCCCGUACCCGACCUUGGUGGCGGAAUACUCGGCAGCCCUCUGCUGAUGGAUGUCGGUGCGGUGAAUGGUGCCGGGUACGAUGGUGCUACGUCACUGCACUACAACGACGGGCUGGACGGAGAUUCAGCGGAUGACGAUCAUCACAACUACAGCCUUAAGAACAACCGGAAACAUCGACGCAAGAGGAAAAUCUUGCUCGGUUGUAAGGCUGCCCCGCUGAACGGCAACAACGGUCACGGGGGCGGUUCGGGUAGUGGUGGAUCCGGUUCAGCGAGUGCCUGCGAGUAUGAGACGCUGCUUAUGAAAAACUUAAGCCACGAUCCGCGCGAAUCGCACUACAAAAUCAUUCACAUCAACAAGCUGAACAAUGGUGUGAGCAAUAGUAACUACUUCGGCGGUAUGCUGAGUUCGGCCCCGUCGUGUGGUAGCGGCUGGAUGGCAGGACGUGCCGUUAGCCGCAGACACCAUCACCGCCCGACGGCAGCCAUGUCGGCGGCGGCAGCAGCAGCUGUUACCACGUCGUCACUCGCCGGAGACAACGAUUACCACUAUUCGCUGGAGGACAUGAUACAGGACAGCAAUCAGAAGAUACGCCAGUUGAUCUACGACUCGAAGAUUGACAUUAUGAAUGAGGUGAUCAAUACGGGAGCUGCCGUUGGUGGAGAAACGAGACGGGCGUCGGGUGGACGCGGACGGAACAGUGCCAGCGGUGGGAACAAUAGCAAGAGCAUCAACAAUAUCGAUGGUGCGGGUAGUACUAGUGUGGGAGUCGCAAAUGGAGGCGGUGGUCCGGUAGGAGCACAGAGCAUGGUGGGUUUACCACACGGUGGCAACAUUCCGAUGAACGAUGAGUACGAUCUGUGCUGUAGCAGUAGCAGCAGCAGUCGUAACAACAGUUGCAGCACCAGCACCAAUGCUAGCCGCGACAGCUACAAGAAGCCGCAUCGUACCGCUGACACGAUGGUAACGCUUGGACGAUCGGUAGGCUCAUCGUCCGGAUCGCCACCGACCGGUGCACCGACCACCGUUUCUCUUGCAAUGGCACAGAGCGGAUGUGGUGGGGCUGGAGGUAGUGCAGGAUCUAGCCACCACCAUCCGGUGAAGAAGAUCCACAAGCUGCACUUCGACUCCAGCACCAAUCGUAUCCAGCAGAGUACUAGCCUGCCGGAGAUCUACUUCGAUACGUUACCGCCGCGCACAGUCUUGCCGGUUUCGUCGGGCCGGAUGAACGGGACGACCUCGAUGGCGGAACCGGCCCCGGGGACGAUUUCACCCAACCAGACCGGUUCAACCAUUUCGUCCACAUUUUCCAGCGCGUCCGGUUCGGUCGGUGGCGGAAGACUGGAGGAACCCCCGUUGGCGGGCGGUCCACUGGUACAGCAGCAGCCAGCAAAAGUGCACGGUGGCAAACAUGUGAUUUUAGCAGUAGAAAACAAGGAAAGUGCCACCGGUGGUAGUUGCGUUGGGGCGCCGCUACCGAACAAAAGCUGGCAGUCGUCGACCGAACCGAAUGGCGGUGGUGGUUGUGGCAACUCGUCAAAGUCUUCGUCUCCAUCACCGGCAUCAUCGUCCGUGUCCCCAUCACCACCAGCGUCGCCUAUCGAGUCAAAUAUCAAUAUUAAUGAUAAUAGUAGUAUUUGUAGCAGUGCGAAAUGCAAGCAUUAG
Molecule: messenger RNA, 4956 nt
Organism: Anopheles marshallii
Lineage: Eukaryota; Metazoa; Arthropoda; Insecta; Diptera; Culicidae
Exons: 5
Coding region: 1-4956 (1651 amino acids)
Molecular function (GO): protein binding
Source: RefSeq, a predicted model, not a curated record